Tarenaya hassleriana is the source of this 1315-nucleotide messenger RNA. Its product is annotated as TATA-box-binding protein 2. Lineage: Eukaryota; Viridiplantae; Streptophyta; Magnoliopsida; Brassicales; Cleomaceae. The record is from RefSeq and is a predicted model, not a curated record. The transcript has 8 exons. Gene Ontology annotation, molecular function: RNA polymerase II general transcription initiation factor activity; DNA binding. Bases 225 to 884 code for a protein of 219 amino acids. Gene Ontology annotation, biological process: DNA-templated transcription initiation.
UGCCGAGGGGGAAUUCAUAGAGAAGGAAAUCUCUGCUAUAUAAGCACCGAUUUACAAAUCUCUUUUCCCACCGAUUCUUGGAUCUUCGUAUAAAAGCUUCACCUUUUCGAAUCUUCCUACCUCCUUUCGCUGUUUUCUUUUUCGAUUUUCUUGAAAUCGUUGGGGAAUUUGAAACCCUAGAUCUCGAUUCCGAAACUCGGAUAGCUAACUAGCGGAAAAAGGGAAUGGCUGGUCAGGGAUCGGAAGGAAAUCAGCCAGUGGAUCUCUCCAAGCAUCCUUCAGGGAUCGUUCCGACUCUCCAGAACAUUGUCUCGACUGUGAACUUGGACUGCAAGCUGAAUCUUAAAAACAUAGCUUUACAGGCUCGAAAUGCUGAAUAUAAUCCCAAGCGUUUUGCUGCUGUAAUCAUGAGAAUAAGAGAACCGAAGACCACUGCGUUGAUAUUUGCCUCUGGAAAGAUGGUGUGUACUGGGGCUAAGAGUGAACACCUUUCAAAGCUAGCGGCAAGGAAGUACGCUCGGAUAGUUCAGAAGCUUGGCUUUCCUGCAAAGUUCAAGGAUUUCAAGAUUCAGAAUAUCGUAGGCUCCUGUGACGUGAAAUUUCCUAUAAGACUUGAAGGCCUGAACUACUCUCACGGUGCUUUUUCAAGUUACGAGCCUGAGCUAUUCCCUGGUCUGAUUUAUAGAAUGAAACAGCCGAAAAUCGUGCUGCUUAUUUUCGUUUCUGGAAAGAUUGUUAUUACUGGAGCCAAGGUAAUGUUACUUUCUUCAGUUUUUUUGCCUUUUGUUUUUGUUGUAUUGCCGUGCGAGGUUGUCUACCUUUCCUAUCUGAUAAAAAUCCUGAGGUCACUAUCAGAUGAGAGAGGAGACUUACACUGCAUUUGAGAAUAUAUACCCAGUUCUGACAGAGUUCAGGAAGAUCCAGCAAUAGUAUGUACGUCUCCUGUCUUCCUAAAGAUUUCUGUAUCGUGGGUCAUGCUCGUUCGUUCGCGAUCUUUCUGCAUCUAACUGCAUAACACCAGAACCCGAAUAUGAGAUUCGAAAUCAUAUGUUGAGGUGAGAAUGUGAUGCCUAUCUUCGCCCCAUUCUGAAUCCAUCAUCUUCCAAAACUGUUUCCAGAUUUAGGUGUGGCAACUGGCAAGCGCUUUCAGAGAGAUUCAUUUUGUGGUCUGACUCAUAUUGUAAAUACAGAAAGGAGACUGAUACUUCCUAAGUAACUCUUAAAGGCUUACUUCUUUCUGGAGAUCCACUCUGGCUUUUGUAAUAUCCAAAGAUGAGAUACUUGCCAUUAUCCAAAGACGAGUUUCUUAGUUCUA